CACUCCAUCCCCCAAAGCAGCUCCCCCCAGUCCCCCACCCAGCUCGCUCCACACUGCCCGGCCCGCAGCCCCUGGCGCGCUAGCUUGCUCUAGCUAGGCCAGCAAGGUCGCGCGCGCGCCAUUAAUCUUCCUCGCCCGCGGCAUUGCCUCGUCCCGGCCGGCGGCGAGGGGAUCCAGCUUUGGCCAAGGGCUUAGCAGGCGAGCGAUGGACGCGGCGGUGGGGCUGCCGGACGCGUGGUCGCAGGUGCGGGCGCCGGUGAUCGUGCCGCUGCUGAAGCUGGCCGUGGCGGUGUGCCUGCUCAUGUCGGUGCUGCUCUUCCUCGAGCGGCUCUACAUGGCGGUGGUCAUCGUCGGGGUGAAGCUCCUCGGCCGCCGCCCGGAGCGGCGGUACAAAUGCGACCCCAUCUCCGAGGACGACGACCCGGAGCUCGGCAGCGCCGCCUUCCCCGUCGUGCUCGUCCAGAUCCCCAUGUUCAACGAGCGGGAGGUGUAUCAGCUGUCGAUCGGCGCGGUGUGCGGGCUGUCGUGGCCGUCGGAUCGGUUGGUGGUGCAAGUGCUGGACGACUCCACGGACCCCCUCAUCAAGGAAAUGGUUCGGAUGGAGUGCGAGCGGUGGGCGCACAAGGGGAUCAACAUCACGUACCAGAUCCGGGAGGACCGCAAGGGGUACAAGGCCGGCGCGCUCAAGGCGGGGAUGAAGCACGGGUACGUGCGCGAGUGCGAGUACAUGGUCAUCUUCGACGCCGACUUCCAGCCGGACCCCGACUUCCUCCACCGCACCAUCCCCUACCUCCACCACAACCCGGAGAUCGCCCUCGUCCAGGCGCGAUGGAGGUUUGUGAACGCCGAUGAAUGCUUGAUGACGAGGAUGCAGGAGAUGUCCUUGGAUUACCACUUCAAAGUGGAGCAGGAAGUGAGCUCCUCCGUCUGCGCCUUCUUCGGCUUCAACGGAACCGCCGGUGUGUGGCGCAUUUCUGCAGUGAAUGAAGCAGGGGGCUGGAAGGACCGGACCACCGUGGAGGACAUGGAUCUGGCUAUCCGGGCCAGCCUCAAGGGAUGGAAGUUUGUCUACCUCGGCGAUGUUCAGGUUAAGAGUGAACUCCCCAGCACUUUCAAAGCCUUCCGGUUUCAGCAGCACAGAUGGUCUUGUGGUCCGGCAAACCUGUUCAGGAAGAUGCUGUUGGAGAUUGUGACAAACAAGAAAGUGACAAUCUGGAAGAAAUUCCAUGUCAUCUACAACUUCUUCUUGGUGCGCAAGAUCGUCGCCCACAUUGUGACAUUCACCUUCUACUGCAUAAUCAUCCCGACAACCAUCUUUGUCCCUGAGGUUCAUAUACCAAAGUGGGGUUGCGUCUACAUUCCAACCAUCAUCACCCUCCUCAAUUCUGUUGGAACUCCCAGGUCUUUCCACUUGCUUUUCUUCUGGAUCCUCUUCGAAAACGUCAUGUCGCUGCAUAGAACCAAGGCCACAUUGAUUGGCUUGUUAGAGGCAGGCAGGGCGAAUGAAUGGGUCGUCACGGAGAAGCUCGGCAGCGCCAUGAAGAUGAAAUCCGCUAACAAAGCAUCAGCCAGGAAGUCAUUCAUGAGGAUGUGGGAGAGGUUAAACGUUCCGGAGCUCGGCGUGGGAGCCUUCCUCUUCUCAUGUGGAUGGUACGAUGUCGCGUUCGGGAAGGACAAUUUCUUCAUAUACCUUUUCUUCCAGUCGAUGGCUUUCUUCGUCGUCGGGGUUGGCUACGUUGGCACAAUCGUCCCACCGUCAUAACUGAAAGAACGUCGGGAUCAUGCGCUCUGCAGUUCACAGUUCCCUGAGAAAUCAGCAAAAGAUUAGUUGGCCGUGCAUAGCCAGUUUAAAAGUAAAGAUCACGCAGUCUUCUCGGGGUUUCUCUCUGUUUUCCUUCCUCUUUGGAGACUGAUAGUAUUGCAGCAUUCCCUUGAAUGUGCUAUUGUAAAAGAAAGCCAAGUGCGGUGUAAGGUCACUGCAUGUGUAUUUGUGGUGUUCUCUUUUUGCUUGUAGCAAGUACGUGCCGUGAUUAUGGGGAGCAGGAUGUCUCUGCUUCCAAGUCGAAUGUAAUACUAAUAGUAUAAGAAAGAAAAAAAGGUUCAGGCA
Messenger RNA from Hordeum vulgare subsp. vulgare (domesticated barley), 2107 nucleotides. Its product is annotated as glucomannan 4-beta-mannosyltransferase 1. NCBI's taxonomy places the organism in Eukaryota, Viridiplantae, Streptophyta, Magnoliopsida, Poales, Poaceae. Gene Ontology annotation, molecular function: mannan synthase activity. The transcript is spliced from 9 exons. The coding region runs from base 206 to 1762 and encodes 518 amino acids. The record is from RefSeq and is a predicted model, not a curated record. Gene Ontology annotation, cellular component: Golgi apparatus.